Messenger RNA from Priapulus caudatus, 447 nucleotides. RefSeq names its product tetratricopeptide repeat protein 16-like. The transcript has 4 exons. Gene Ontology annotation, molecular function: protein binding. NCBI's taxonomy places the organism in Eukaryota, Metazoa, Priapulida, Priapulimorpha, Priapulimorphida, Priapulidae. Bases 1 to 447 code for a protein of 148 amino acids. The record is from RefSeq and is a predicted model, not a curated record.
AUGGCGCUCUCGCUCGCUCUGGCAAUGUUGAAUCCUGAUUGUACGAAGGGGGCGCUGCAUGCAGUUCGGAUCCUGGAGGCAUCUCGGCAUCCUGAUUCCGUUCCCGACCUGGUGUCCGGGGAGGCCCGCCGAGCACGGAGACGCAGGGAGAGUCUUCACAUACUCACCGGCUCCUUCCAGACUAAGAUCGAGCGGCGGCUUCCCAUGGAGGCGAUCGUUGCCGCGAAGGCCAAGCAGUAUGGCACGUGUGGAGCGUCCCAUUUCUCGUCGGGGGAGUUGGAGAUGGCCGUGCGAUGCUUUGACAAAGCCAUUCAUUUCGAUAGCGGUCAGGUGUCUUUCUAUGUUCAGAGAGGGGAAGCUUAUUUCCGGCUGGGCGAUGUUAAGUCAGCGAUAGUGAAUUACCGGAGGGCGGCUGCCAUUGCUACUGACAAGAACCAGUACAGGUAG